This is a messenger RNA of Sinocyclocheilus rhinocerous, 1524 nucleotides long. RefSeq lists its product as uncharacterized. Bases 59 to 937 code for a protein of 292 amino acids. Gene Ontology annotation, cellular component: external side of plasma membrane. Gene Ontology annotation, biological process: immune response; T cell costimulation; positive regulation of T cell proliferation. NCBI's taxonomy places the organism in Eukaryota, Metazoa, Chordata, Actinopteri, Cypriniformes, Cyprinidae. The record is from RefSeq and is a predicted model, not a curated record. The transcript is spliced from 7 exons.
AUGGAUCCGGGCCGAUGGACAAGUCUCUAGCAGGAAAUGGAGAGAGACUAGGCUAUAUAUGCGCUCCUGGGCUGCUACACUCAUUCAACAUAUCUGGCAGGAACAGAAGCCGACACAAAUGCGAGAUGGACAACUGGUAAGUAACUGGAUUUCAGCCUUUAUGAUGCUAUGGCUUAUCAUUUGUGUCAGCUCCUCUCCCCUCUCAGUGGUUGUCCAUAUGUCAUCAAAGGUCGGUCUGCCAGCUGUCCUGCCCUGUUCUGUGGCAUCACACCUGGACUCUGAUCACACGCCUCACAUUCAGUGGCAGACCAUAAGCUAUUCAGUGUUUGAGAGAAUGGGACAGGAGCAGUUUCAGGGGGAGGCUUAUAGAGACCGGGCAGAUGUCCCAGAGGAACUGCUUGUGAGAGGAAACUGCUCUUUGUUCUUGCAGGAUGUCAGAUUCAACGAUGCAGGCAUUUAUGAGAGUUACUUGGUGUAUGGUGAAUCAAAUAUCAAGAACCGAAUUUUCAUUCAGAGUGUCCAUCUUGCAGUAAUUGAUCACAAGGCCAUCAAAUCUGUGGAGAUUGGGGCAGACCUGAUCCUGGAUCUGUACACUCAUCAAGCCGAGCAAGUGAUUUUUCAAAACAGUAAUGAAACCGACUGGACAGUCCUGUGGGAGAAAGAUGGAGUCAUAAACAAGAAAGGUUAUCUGAAAAAGAGAGACAACAAGUUGAUUCUCAGGAGGGUUACGGCCAGCAGCGCCGGAACAUACACAGUUCUUGACUCAGAGGGUUUGGCUCUCAGCACAGUGAAGGUCAAAGUUACAGAACCUGUGCUCACAAAAGAAACAGAAACUCUGCAAAUGCAGUCUGCAUCAGGUAAAGCUACAAUGAGUAUGCCUCCUCUAAGCCUCAUUACUCUUUUCCUCACAUUUAAUCUAAUGCUUCAAAUGAAUUAAGAUUGUUCUGAUUUAAACUGUAUUUUUCAUUUAACUUUUAACUGAACUAUCUUUGCCUAUAUUAUGGGACAAGUUAGGUGUAAAACAAUUGUGAGAAGCAAGGUGUUUCAUAUACUGAAUUUCAUAAGUCUGGUGUUCUCUGACUUGGCAUCUAUGAAAGCUCACUAAUGUGUGAAUACCUGAAACCUGUGUGUGGAUACUUUUGUAGUGGUUAUUUUACUGUACAUUGAAUUAUAUGAACAUUUCAACUAUUCUGAUAAAGAUUUAUCAAAAACGAAAUAUUAAAAAAGAAUAUUAUAAGUGAAUUGUUUUAUUAGAAAUGUACACAAACAAUAAAAAGACAGCAGUGUGUAAAAAGGCACUAUUUAUACCUAAAAUGAUUAGGCAUAUGCAGGUUUAAAAUAGUAAAGUUAAGACACUUAAGAAAUAUGAUUUAGUAAAACGCUGUAUAUUAUUUAUUAUGAUUGUUAUCACAGUAAAUAUCACUGCUUUCAAAGUAGAGAAGGUUUUUACUGGCAGGAAUGUGUGAUUGUACGUAUAUUUGUAAGAUAGAAACAAAUGGUUAAUAUUCUGAAAUUUCAUCGGUC